This is a messenger RNA of Hordeum vulgare subsp. vulgare (domesticated barley), 1400 nucleotides long. RefSeq names its product galactinol synthase 2-like. Bases 107 to 1075 code for a protein of 322 amino acids. The transcript has 3 exons. Lineage: Eukaryota; Viridiplantae; Streptophyta; Magnoliopsida; Poales; Poaceae. Gene Ontology annotation, molecular function: glycosyltransferase activity. The record is from RefSeq and is a predicted model, not a curated record.
CAUAAACACAAACACGAACACGCUCAAGUCCACAACACACAACAAACACCUCCAUCUCAUCCAUUCUUUCUUUCUUUCAAGCAAGACAAGAGAGAUCGAGCGAGCCAUGGCUCCCAUGUUCAAGGGGAUCGUGGAGGACGCGCCCAAGAGGGCGGCGUACGUGACCUUCCUCGCCGGCUCCGGCGACUACUGGAAGGGCGUCGUGGGCCUGGCCAAGGGCCUCCGCGCCGUCAACUCCGCCUACCCACUCGUGGUGGCCGUGCUCCCCGACGUCCCCGAGGAGCACCGCCAGAAGCUGCUCCAGCAAGGCUGCGUCGUCCGGGAGAUCGUGCCCGUCUACCCGCCGGAGAGCCAGACCCAGUUCGCCAUGGCCUACUACGUCAUCAACUACUCCAAGCUCCGCAUCUGGGAGUUCGUGGAGUACGAGAGGAUGGUGUACCUGGACGCGGACAUCCAGGUGUACGGCAACAUCGACCACCUCUUCGACCUCGACAAGGGCAGCUUCUACGCCGUCAUGGACUGCUUCUGCGAGAAGACGUGGAGCCACACCCCGCAGUACAAGAUCGGCUACUGCCAGCAGUGCCCGGACCGGGUGGCGUGGCCGGAGCGCGAGCUGGGCGUGCCCCCGCCGCCGCUCUACUUCAACGCCGGCAUGUUCGUGCACGAGCCCAGCCUCGCCACCGCCAAGGCACUCCUCGACAGGCUCGUCGUCACCGACCCUACCCCCUUCGCCGAGCAGGACUUCCUCAACAUGUUCUUCAGGGACGUAUACAAGCCCAUCCCGCCCGUGUACAACCUCGUGCUGGCCAUGCUCUGGAGGCACCCCGAGAACGUCGAGCUUGGCAAGGUCAAGGUCGUGCACUACUGCGCCGCGGGUUCGAAGCCAUGGAGGUUCACCGGCGAGGAGGCGAACAUGGACAGGGAGGACAUCAAGAUGCUUGUGAAGAAAUGGUGGGAUAUCUACAACGACGAGAGCCUGGAGUACACGGCCGGCGACGAGACCACCGACAAAUUUCACACGGCCUUUGCUGAGGCCGGCGGCGUGAAGUACUUCCGGGCACCCUCGGCCGCGUAGGCUCUGCCUGCGGGCCGGCGCUAGCCCGGCCGGGUCGCGGCGCACAACGAGGGCGUGUCUUCAUUAAGUAGUAGUAUACGAUUAUACAGUAUCAGCUAGGGGAUUUCGGAUUUCGUUGAAGAACUGUAUAUAUAUAUAGUGUCAAAGUAACUAUAUGGAUCAAGAUGGAUCUACAAGGUUUUUGGUAUCGUAGAUGAAAUCUAGUCCGUGCUUUUUAGAGGUUUGUAAUUUGUAAACACCAUGUAUAGAUCUACCUGUUACGUCACGAUACGUGUAUUGCUGAAACGUCUUGCAUCCUAAUAAUAAAUCAAAGCUAUACCGCAAA